Molecule: messenger RNA, 1140 nt
Organism: Aspergillus alliaceus
Lineage: Eukaryota; Fungi; Ascomycota; Eurotiomycetes; Eurotiales; Aspergillaceae
Product: ceramidase
Exons: 7
Coding region: 44-895 (283 amino acids)
Biological process (GO): ceramide biosynthetic process; ceramide catabolic process
Cellular component (GO): endoplasmic reticulum membrane
Source: RefSeq, a predicted model, not a curated record
GUUUGUACAUGCGACCUCUACUUUCACUUCAUCAAUUACCAAAAUGCUUGUGGAAAGCACACCUGGCGCCUUCUGGGGGCUGCAAACUGCCAAGGCCAACUUUUGUGAGGAGGACUAUGUGGUAACGAGAUAUGUCGCCGAGUUUAUUAACAGUCUGACAAACCUGCUUUACAUAUUCUAUGGAAUUUAUGGGCUUCGCAGGUUGAGACAGAAAUCAAAUGUCGAUGUCUUUCGCACCAUCCCGUACUGGGGUUUGAUGGCUGUUGGUAUCUGCUCCGCCGCGUUCCACAUUAGCCUCAAGUACCAGACUCAGAUGUUGGACGACCUUUCUAUGCAUUUCGCCACAACCCCGGUCCUCCACCGCGUCUUGACUGUCAAUGCUACACGCAGAGACACUAUCGCCAUGGCUAUCCUACUAGGAUCGUCCCUUCUAGGUCUCGUGGUAUACCACGUGAAAAUGGAUGAAUUAAUUCUGCACUCGGUAUACUUUGGUGCCACGAUUGUGGUUAUCGGGAUCCGCACUAUGCAGCUAAUCAACACCCAGACGCGGGCAGGUUCGGCUGCUCGCGGGCAAAUCUGGGGAAUAGUUAGGUUUGGCGCAGUUAUAUUCAACUCGGGAUUCUACCUCUGGUUGAUUGAUGGAUGGGCAUGUGGAUUUUUGAGGAGCGCGCGGGAAAAGAUCGGCCUUCCCUGGGCUUUUCUACUGGAGCUUCAUGGGUGGUGGCAUAUCUUUACUGGCAUCGGUGCUUACAUCUUCAUCGCGGUGGUAGAUCAUCUCGUGUCUGGUGAGGAGCAUGAUGAUAUCGAAGCGACAUUUGCUUGGCCUGCUCCGUGGGCUUCUCGAUCUAUCUUCGCGGGAAAGGAGGUUAACUUGAAACCCCCAAAACAAGAGUAGAGGUCUAACCACCUUUGUUCCUUGAGUCCCAAGAACCGGCGAGGUUAGAACCUGUUGAUGUGUGAACUAUAUCUUCGGAGGACAGCUAGACUGUCCGAGAGUUGAUGGCAUUUGUUUAGUAGGGAAUGUGCUGAAUUACGAUACGUACAGUUGGCUGCAUACUAUUCAGUAAAGAUUUCUAUAUAUCUAUCGUAUGCGUUGCGAAGUCUCCCGGUAUAAUAGGGUAAAUCCUAAGGCCCUUAAUA